AUGGAGUCCUCUCCACAACCUCAUGAUUCUACUACUGUCCCACAUCCAACUCAACCACCAACACAUCAAAAGAUCACUCGUGGUCAUUCUUGUAUUCUCUGUCAACAGAGAAAAGUACGAUGUGAUCGACAAAAACCUAAGUGUUCAAAUUGUGUUAAAGCACAUGCUGAAUGUAUUCCCAGUACACCUGCUGCUCCACGUCGAAGAAGACGUAAGCUAAGUGAGUUAGAUGUGGCUGCAAGAUUGAGGAAAUAUGAACAUUUAUUGAGGGUUAAUGGAAUUCGGAUUGAGGAUGAUGGUGCUGUCGAUGGCGUUACUACUGGUGUUGGAAGUGCAAAUGCAAGUGGCACUGAUGAUGCAGGUCCUGAUGAAUCAAGUUCUACACGCCAAGUUUUAUCAAGUACCAAGAAAGGCCAAUUGUACUCUAAGCAUGGUAACUCCCGUUACAUAGAAAACACUGUUUGGGAGAAUCUUAGUAAUGAAUUACAAGAUCCAAAAGACGCAUUUCAAGUAUCAUCAGAAGAUGAUGAUAAUAAUGAUAACUCCCUCUUCCCCGAAGAAUCCACCAUCCUUCUUGGAAACUUGAUUAGUUCGAAAAGAAACCUGAGAAGCCUACAUCCUCAACCCGUCACAAUUUUCAGGUUAUGGCAAAUCUUUCUGACCAAUGUGAAUCCAUUGAUAAAACUUUUUCAUGCUCCGACGGUUCAGGAGAUGAUCUUAGAAGCAACUUCAGAUAUGGAUAAUAUUCCGAAACCUACGGAAGCUCUAAUGUUCGUUAUAUACCUUCUUUCUAUCGGCUCACUAAAAGAUGAUGAAUGUGAGAGUACUUUCAAUGAACCAAGAUCCGUACUUUUAUCGAGAUAUUCUCAUGCUACACAACAAGCUCUUAUCAAUGUCAAAUAUAUCAAAUCCCUUAAUUUGACUGCCUUACAAGCUUAUUGUUUAUUUCUCCUUGCAGCUCGUAAGCAUUAUGAUGCUCAUGCAUUUUGGAUCUUAACUGGUUCUGCUGUUCGAAUUGGUCAAAGAUUGGGUAUUCAUCGUGAUGGAUCUUCUCAUAAUUUAUCUCCUUUCGAUACAGAAAUGAGAAGGAGAGUUUGGUGGCAAGUAGUUUUCCUUGAUGGUUUUGCUGCAAAACUAUGUGGAGCAGGAUUCCCUGCUUGGCUUGCAAAAUUCGAUACAAAGUUACCACUCAAUGUUAGUGAUAGUGAUCUCACUCCCGACAUGACAGAACCUCCACCUGAGCGAGCCGGAGCAACUGAAAUGCUUUUCUGUUGUAUUCGAUAUGAAGUUUCGCAAGCUAUUCGAAAAGCCAAUAGCUUUGGCAAUGGAGGUCAUGGACAUGGGCACGGACAUGGACAUGGAGGUGAGGGUGGCCGAGGUGGUCAUGGAGGUGGUCACAGAGGUGGUCACAGAGGUGGUCAUCACGGUGGUCCAUCACAUACUCCUCCAUUUUCGAACGUUAUCGCUGAAAAAGAUAAAACUAUCGAUGAAUUGGAGGCCAGACUUCAAGAUAAGUAUCUACAAUAUUGUGAUCCGUCAAUACCUUUACAUUUACUAUCGAUAUAUGUUGCCAAAUCAGUCAUCUGUACAAUGAGAUUAAUGGCUCAUCACCCACGACAAUAUCCUGAUAAAGGCGCGAGUAUGCCACAGAAGGAAAGAGAUAUGCUUUUUAAUGAAUCAUUGAAGAUGCUUGAAUAUGAUGGCAUAGGUCAUUCCGAGAAGCUCGUCCAAAGAUAUCUAUGGCAUAUUCAUGUCCAUUUUCAAGUAGAUGCAUUUAUAUACCUACUCAGCGAACUCCGACAAAGAGAAAGAGGAGAAUUAGUAGAUAAAGCAUGGCGACAAGUGGAACUCGCAUAUGAAUUCCGCGGAGAAAUGCUCAACGAUACAAAGAACAGUCUCUAUUUCGCCUUGGGAAACUUAGUCCUCAAAGCCUGGGAGAAAAGAGAAGAAAGUGCAGGAACUUCAGCAAAUUCAAGAAAUUCCCCAGAUCAAGUCACCCCACCGAGAUUCAUAUCAAUCCUCCGCUCUCAAAGACAAAAACACGAUCAUCUGCACAGAUAUCUAGAUCAUCAACAACGAAAUCAGGGCAAUGAUGACGAUGAUGAUAUAGCAGAUCCCUUCAGAACAGUAAAUCACUGGCAUAUGCCCCCUGCAACGGCUGAAUCUUACGUGAGGCAAAAACCUCCUGAUUACAUCCCCUCGCAUUCUUCACAUGAGCCUUCGGAUUUGCAUACCCAGCAUCCUGUACAAAUGCACAUUCAAUCGCAAUCGCAAUCGCAAAUGCAAAAUUCGCAAGAACAACCUUGGUUGGCGUCGGAUUCUUUCCUGGAUACGUCGAUGCCCGAUAUCACGCCCUUGGAUUGGGAGUAUUGGCAGACGCUGCUGGAUGGGGAUUUACCUGCUUAUACAGGACAGGUGGGUGGUGGUUAUGGGAUGGGUUGGUAG
Molecule: messenger RNA, 2445 nt
Organism: Sclerotinia sclerotiorum 1980 UF-70
Lineage: Eukaryota; Fungi; Ascomycota; Leotiomycetes; Helotiales; Sclerotiniaceae
Exons: 5
Coding region: 1-2445 (814 amino acids)
Biological process (GO): regulation of DNA-templated transcription; DNA-templated transcription
Molecular function (GO): DNA-binding transcription factor activity, RNA polymerase II-specific; DNA binding; zinc ion binding
Source: RefSeq, a predicted model, not a curated record